Molecule: messenger RNA, 663 nt
Organism: Fukomys damarensis (Damara mole-rat)
Lineage: Eukaryota; Metazoa; Chordata; Mammalia; Rodentia; Bathyergidae
Gene: Mrln
Product: myoregulin
Exons: 4
Coding region: 414-554 (46 amino acids)
Source: RefSeq, a predicted model, not a curated record
GCUCAGUGAUUUCCUCAGCCACAAGGAACAUAUGGUGUUUUUCACAAGACAGAGCUCAUUCCCUUGACUUUGGACUUCACUUACAGAACCCUUGAAGAAGACGGAAAAGAGAGCAAAAGCAUUCAAGUGGGAAGGGAAGUUCUUUGUGAUCAUCUAAAGUUUCAAUAGAAAAGGAGCCAAGGUUGCUAAGAGACCACCUCAGCAGAAUGCACUUUGGUCUAGCCUCCGCGGACCCAGAAAAGACCAAGGACCUGUCACCUCUUACCACUUGGGAUUUGUUCAGGUAAGAAAGAGGCGCCAAUCUGUGCUCACUGCUAACUACUCCCUCUCUGUUUGUGGACAGAAUUGGAGGUAACUCUGGGAGCACAGACUGAAGAGAAGACCACGCUCAAGACAGCAGGAGUAUUCUGAACAUGACUGGUAAAACCUGGAUAUUAAUUUCUACUACCACUCCCCAAAGUCUGGAAGAUGAAAUUGUGGGAAGACUUCUAAAACUCUUGUUUGUUUUAUUUGUUGACUUGAUGUGUAUUGUGUAUGUUGUUAUAACUUCUUAGAAAGCCCUCUACUUUCCAUAUACAUUUUAAAUUGAACUCCAGUGAAUAAAAAUGUGUAUUUUAAUAUGUUGAGGGAUAUUAAUUUGAUAUUAUCAAUCAAUUUGUUCUA